This is a messenger RNA of Saccostrea echinata, 3064 nucleotides long. RefSeq lists its product as uncharacterized. Lineage: Eukaryota; Metazoa; Mollusca; Bivalvia; Ostreida; Ostreidae. The record is from RefSeq and is a predicted model, not a curated record. The coding region runs from base 66 to 1058 and encodes 330 amino acids. The transcript has 6 exons.
GAAAGAAAAACUGGACAAUGUAAUGAAUGUUUGAAUAUUAGUAACUUCAACGAUAUAUGUAGAUAAUGGCUCAGAAAAAUACCGAUAAGCAAAGUAAAGAAAUUAAAGAAAUAAAAGAAAAGAACCAUAAACUACAAGAAGAGAAUGAGAAGUUAAUCAGUGAAAAGAGAGAAUUAUUAUCCAGGCUAAGUCAAGUAGCAGGUGUUCGCAUGACUGAAAACAAUCCUGGUAUUGCUGAUUUAAGUGAUAUCAAUCGUCCGAUUAACCUAGGAGAGGUAUUCUCUGAAAUCUAUGACAACGAAUAUACAGAUGUGUUUGCUAAAAUAAAAGAAAGAGAGGGAGAGGAAAAGAUCAAAGAAAUUCAUAGCAAAAUGUUAAAUACUGCAGAGAGUUGUUUAAAAUUUUGUCAAGAGAGGGCAGAAGUACAGUUUGGGAAGAUCGUGGAAGCUGUUGGUUUAUCUGCCCAAAAGGAAAAAGAAGGAAAAGAUCAUUUACCUAAAGGUGUGUUGAAACACAUCAAAGAAUUACGGACUUCAUUAUUGGAGAAAGAACAGCCCCAUCUUGAAGAGGAUUAUCUGAACAAAACAAAGGGUCCUGGUUUGCUGGAUUUUAAAGAUGAAGAUGUAAAAAAUUUUGUAUGCCGAUGCUUAUCAUUAUUUUGGAAGGCAUGCAUACAGACACCCCCAUUGUGUUUUGACUUUGAUAUAAAGUCAGGUACUCAGUAUGAUAACUCAGUCCACAGGAAAUGCACAGUUAAUGGAUCUGAAAUAGACUAUACUGUGUGGCCUGUAAUGUAUUUGCAUGAAAAAGGACCUGUUCUUGUCAAAGGAAUUGUUCAGUGUAAAAAGGAAAAGAAUGAAACAAAGACUAAAGCAUCUGCUGACAAACCUCAGAACCUUCCAGGCAGAGCUGUCAAAGUAGAGACAGAUAAUCAACAGGAAAAGAAAACUCGAACUUCUCAAGGCCCCUCACCUUCUAAACCUGCUGAUAGAGUGGCAAAGAAAACUCAAGAUAAUCAAGCAUCAAAUGUUAAGUCACCAAAUAGAGAUCAACAGUAAAGAUCCAUAUAUUCUAGGUCAUUAUUUAUUACAAGAAUUGAAAUUUACUACCAAGGAUUAAACUUUAUAUGUACAUAAAAUUUUAAUUUAGUUAUAUUUUUUUCCUGCCAAUGAAUAAUUCUUAAAUUAAAUUACUUGACAAUCAAAUAUAUCAAUCAUAUGGUAAAAAUCAAGUGUAAUAUUUUCAUAGAUAUUUAGUUUUACUGGUUUAAAACCAGGAGAGCUUAUGCAAUAGUUGGGUGUCUACCUUCUGUCAUCUUGUCUAUAAAACUUUUAAAAAAUCCUACCCUCCAAGAUAUUUUCUAUGAUUUCAAUAAAUAUUGGUCCACAGUAUUCAAUGAAUGGUAUAUCAGACUAGCUAAGGAAAAACAGUACAUGAAUUCCUCCUCCAAUUUCGCUCAGAGAAGGUAUGAUUGUUUAUACGCGAUCAAAAUUAGAUCUAAGGUGCAAUCUCUCUUGUUUGUUCAUAUGAUUUACAUUUAUGAAAAAUUUGAAGCAUUUCAUUUUUUUAUUUUAACAUUUGAAGGAAGAGUAAAUCAGCCGUGCACUUGAUUUCGAAGCAUCUGCUCAACUUCAACAAAACGAACUUGAGUCUUGACAUUUUAGGUGGCCAUGAACCUUGAGACGGUACAAUUCUUUAAUUUAUUUAAUUUGAAUCUUUAAUUUUGGCUAUUGUUUUUUGAUGAACGAUAACACUGCAUAUUGACAAUCAAAAUAAAAAUUAGGUUCUUAUAUAACGUUACUAUGGCUGGUUCAAGGAGAAGUGAUUUUUUAAGUUUACAGACGUAAAUUACACCAGUAGAGUGAAUCAGAGAUCUACUGUAACAAUGUGUUUUUCAUUUAAAUUUUUUUUUAAAUAAUUAUUGUUUUGUUUAGUAAAAUUACUUAAUACUAUGAUAUUCAAAUAUGUUUCAGUCUGAAAUCAAAUGUUAGAAAUAAGCUCUUGAUUUACACCUAAGGUGAGCGCUUUAUCUUUUAUCCACUAAUUUGUGAACAGGAAGCACUUUGAACUGUUUGAACUAAUUUUUUAAAUCCCAUUAAGGUCAAUUUAAAACGAGUUUUAUGAAAUUUUGAUUAUAUCAUUUCUUAGCAUUGUAUGGUUUUGCGCAAACUUGUAAAAGUGAAAGUCACACAUAGACUAUGCAUUCUCAUUGUUUUUGUUUUGUUUUUAAAUUUUUAUUUAUUUUAUUUUAUUUUUUAAUUAUAAAGCUUUCUUUCCAGACAGAUUUUAUACAUGAAGUAAACUUUUCAAAUACGACUAGUUUAAAAAGUAGUUAUAUUGCAGAUUGUAUUUGAUAAAAUCUAUUAGAUUGGACAAAACAUAUGUCUAUAAUAUCCGUCCAUCUAGUCUUCCAUCUAUUUGUUUAUACAUGUAUUUAGUAUACAUUAACAGCAGUGAAAUCUAUUACUUGUUCAGUAUGACGUGUUUAAUAUGGUAUAAUUUGAUUUUUGCCUAGUAAGGUAAUUUGAAAUUCCCUUUCCUUUAAUUUGAAAUAUUUAUUCUAAAUUAUUAAUCUACUCUUGCGUUUUAUACUGAAGUUUGAAGAAAAGGAAAUUAAAAAAAAACAACAAACUAUUCCAAUAAAGUCUAUUAAUAUUGAGCAAAAUCGUUCACUGUAAUCUUUUGAUUUAUCAAGUGCAUGUAUUUUUACCCAACAGUAUUAAUCUAGGGAUGAUGCUGAGCGCAAUCAAAAAAUCAUUUAAUAAUAGUGUUCAAGACACUUUAAAUUUGUACUGCCUGUAUAAAACUCUUUUUCAUAAAAGAAAAUUGUUAUUUUCACCUCUUUAUAAAGUCUUUUUAAGGUCACUGAAUGAACAGAAAAAAUAUUUUAAAGUUACAUGUAUGUAUAUCCUUUAAGAUACAUUUACAUGUGUCUUAUACAUUUUGUCUCCAUUUUAUUUUUCUGUUUGUAAUUUUUAAGUAUCCCAUCUAAUGGCAAUUAUUCUUUUUAAUAUAAUUUAUAAAUAUGGCCACGGAUGUUUUCUAUUAACAAUUGAUGUAGCAU